Emiliania huxleyi CCMP1516 is the source of this 2862-nucleotide messenger RNA. RefSeq lists its product as hypothetical. The record is from RefSeq and is a predicted model, not a curated record. Gene Ontology annotation, molecular function: beta-glucosidase activity. Gene Ontology annotation, biological process: glucan catabolic process. NCBI's taxonomy places the organism in Eukaryota, Haptophyta, Isochrysidales, Noelaerhabdaceae. Bases 1 to 2862 code for a protein of 953 amino acids. The transcript has 9 exons.
AUGGCCGCCGCUACGCUCUGGCUCACACGCAUGAGCGCCGCCGAUAAGAUCGGCCAAAUGACGCAGUUGGAUAUCUCCAUGGUGCUCGCAGACGGCUGUCCGCUGCGCAUCGACGACGCGAAGCUGCGCAGGCAGCUUCGCGUCCACCGGCUGGGGUCGCUGCUCAACUCUCCCUUCUCCGGCACCGAUCCGCGAUGCGGGUCGUCGGGCUGGAACGCCUCGGAGUGGCGCGCCUCUGUCGAGCACGUCCAGGCGGCCGCCGCCGACGAGGGUCUGCCUCCUCUCAUCUACGGCAUCGACUCGGUCCACGGCGCGUCGUACUGCCGCGGCGCAACCCUGCUGCCGCAGCAGCUCGGCCUCGCCGCGUCCUUCGACGAGUCGCUCGCCGCCGCCUCCGGCUGGCUCACCGGCAAGGACAGCCGCGCCGCGGCGACGCCGUGGAUGUUUGCCCCCAUCCUCGGCGUCGCGACGCACCCGCUCUGGCCGCGCGUGUACGAGACGUUUGGCGAGGACCCGCUGCUGGUCGCGAGGAUGGGCGCGGCGGUGGUGGAGGGGAUGCAGCGGCGCGGCGGCGAGGGCGAGAUCCCGGCGCGUGCGGCGGCGUGCAUGAAGCACUUUGUGGGCUACUCGGCGCCGCGGAACGGGCACGACCGCGAGGGCGCGUGGCUGUCUCGGCGCGAGCUGGAGCAGACCUACCUGCCGCCCUUCCAGGCCGCGGUGGACGCCGGCGUACAGAGCGCGAUGGAGAGCUACCAGGAGGUGAACGGCGAGCCCGUGGUUGGCUCGGCGGCGCUGCUGCAGGGGCUGCUGCGCGAGCGGUUGGGCUUCGAAGGGCUGCUGGUGACGGACUGGCACGAGGUCGGCAACCUGCACGACUUCCACCGCGUGGCGCGCUCGCCGGAGGAGGCGGUGCUUCUCGCCAUCGGCGGCUCGAGCUCGCUCGACAUGUCGAUGGUGCCCACCGACGAGUCCUUCUCUCCUCCUCGCCAGUUGACCCGCUCACACUGCGAUGGCAAUGACCACAGCGCCUCGGACGCCGCACUUGCCCACGAGGCUGCGCGCGCCACCGUCACGCUGCUCAAGAAUGCGCCGCCGUGCGAGGCCGAAGGCGGCGCGGCGGUCGGUGUGGAGGAGUGCGACGCGUACCUCGGCGAGGGGGGGGGCGGGUGCGGCUGGACGGAGCGGUGGCGGUGCCCGCCUACAGACCCGGGCCAAGGCGACGUCGCUGCCGACGACGGCACCACGGGCCCCGCUGCCGACUCGCUGGGCCGCCUCUCUGGCGGCUGGACGGCGCACUGGCAAGGAACGCUCGCCGACGACGAGAUCCGGGGCAGCCGGCCGGGCGCGGCCACGCCGACGCUGCUCGAGGCUCUGCGCGCUGUCGACGGCUGGGAGGUGGACCACCUCCCCGGCUGCUCGCUCCCCGGCACCGCCUUUGCCGUUCGGUCGUCGUGCGCGCAGACCAACUCGUCGGCCGAGCUAAUCGCUGCUGCGGCGGCCGCCGACGUCGUGGUCGCUUGCUUGGGCGAGGACCCGCACACAGAGAAGCCAGGCGACCUAGACGACCUCUCGCUCGACGCCGGUCAGAUCGACCUCGUGCGCGUCCUCGCCUCCGCCGGCAAACCCAUCGCGCUCGUGUUGGUCACCGGCCGGCCGCGCCUCUUGCACGGCGUCGAGGCGCUGCCGCAGGUCAACGCGGUCCUCCAGUCCUUCCUGCCGGGCCCGCACGGCGGCGCCGCGCUCGCCGACGCGCUGGUUGGCCGCUUCGAGCCGUCAGGCCGGCUUCCAAUCUCGCACGCCGUCACGCAGCAGUGCGACGGCUCGCGCACUUGCCUCUCCUACUCGCGGCUGCAGUACGGCCCCCUCCUCCUCUCCUCGGGCGCCCUCCCGCGAACCGGCGCGGUCAACGCGUCGGUGGCUGUCUCGAACCCUUCCUCACUCGCGCUCAACCACACGGUGCUUCUCUUUGCCGCCGCCGACUUCCGGCGGGUCGUGCCGGAGGCGCAGCAGCUCAAGGCUUUCCGCCGCGUGCUGCUGCCGGCAGGCUCGAGCGUCGAGGUCUCCUUCACGCUGCGCGCGGACGACUUUCGGUACUGGGGCCUCGAGGAGCGGUGGGUGGUCGAGAGCGGAGACGUCUCGCUUUGGUGCGACCCGCUGCUACGACCAAAGGGGCCUCUGGCCGCCCUCGGCGCGGUGACCCGGCGGCGCGCGUCCGAGGGCGGCGGGAUGGCGGCGGCGCGUGCUCGACUAUACGUCGAGGGCGACUGCCGCGGGGCGGGCUGCGGGGCGGAGGGGUGGUGGGAGCGCGACGCGUCGGGCGAGAGGUAUGAGAUCGGCAAGUACAUCGCUCACGUGCCCGGCCCUUCCCCCGCGGGCGUGAUCGCGACCACGUUCCUCGCGGGCUGGCUGGUGGGUCUGAUUUGCGCCGGCGGCGUGUGGGCAUGCGCGCGUCGAGGCCAGGCGAGCGGACGCGGCCUCGGCGAGGUGGGUAAGGGCGGUGGCGGCAGCUCCAGCUCCUUGGUGAACACCUCCUGGUCGACGACGCUCACGCAGCGAGGCGGGGAGUUUGGGAGCCAGGCUUGCAUGCUGGGGGCGGGCUUCAAGCAGAGCCACAGCAUCGGCAGCUCGAUGGGCAGCGCGAUGGACGCGGCGUUCCGCCGGACGUGUUCGAGCGGCAUCGCACUAGGCGCGUUGGCGCAGUCGGGCAGCGGCGCCUCGCUGUCAAGCGUUGCCGAAUACGGGCGCCCAGCCUCUAUUUCGGGUCUCCGCACCGAGUCCAAUCUCAACAAUCGCGGCGACGAUCAUGAGGCCGAGUUGCAUUGUCCGCCCGAACUCCGAAUAGACGAAGACAAGUGUUUGUGA